AUGGCGCGAGCUCCGGAACUGCUAUGGGGCGCUCGAGGCCUGGCGCUGCUGUUGUGGCUGUGUGGAUGCUGCGGCAUAUGGAGGUAUAAAACUAAUGUAGAAAACUAUGCUCUCCUCACUACCAGAACCACUAUAUAUUUAGAGUAUGAAGGACCUUCAUUUGUGGAAUGGGACAUUUCUACGUUAUGUACUGUUACAAAUAAAAGUUCACCUACAGCAACACUGAACUGUCCAGUUCCUGGAAUUCACAAGAUUAGACCAAAUGUUGACAAUGAGACAGAGAAUGUGGACCGCCAUUUGCCUAUCUCUGAACAUUUGAAUUGCUUUUUGUGGUAUGUGCUGAAAAGUUCUCCAGAGCAGAGCUCCGUUCCAUCCUCAAAAAAUGAUAGCCAGGAGUUAAUCUUAUGGAUAUACGAUCCAGAAAAUGCAGAACCCUCUGAAUUGAAUCACAGUGCAACAUCUCCUCCACCGAAUUCUAAGACACUUAGCAAGCAGUUUUGGAAUUUGGGACAGGAACCUGUUGUUCAGACCUAUUUUAGAAAUACCGAAUACUUUGCUACUGCAUUUCCAGAGUUGGGAUUCUGGAAAAUUAAUGUACCUGCAAUGUUAGAUGACAUCAUAACUAAUAUCCACGGAAAGGCAAUAGCUUUUCAGGAUUGUUUUGUUCUAGAUAGUCCCUUUAUCAUUUCCAGGCCUGAAGAGCCAUUUCCUAACAAUGUAAGUGACAAUUCCCUCUGUUCCCCAGCUGGUAGUGAGCCCUACAUUGAGUGGUCUGCAUGUUUUCCAACAACUGCACUUUUGUUGUCAGAAUUUGGAACUUUCCAUACAAAUGAUGGAUUUAUAACUUAUAAAGAAAUCAAAGCUCCAUCACACAUUUUGGACUUUGACUUAAGUCACAAAGUAACUGAUAUUGUUUUAACUGAUGAUGGAAUCUUAUUUUUAAUAAUGGGGACAGUUUACAAAAGAGAGUCCAAUCAGUUUUUUAAACUUGGACCUGAAUACAAUCUACCAGAAACGGGAAUAACUGGAAUACAGUCAAGACUUUGGUGUUCAUCUGAAUAUCCAGUACAGAGUGGAAGAAAAUUAAGUACAGUAGCAAUAUGGACACCAAGUGAACAAUAUCUAGGAUAUGAUGGCAAUGUGUUUAUUAAAAUAACAGAUACAACAAACCUAAAGAGGGUCCUAGAUUUGCCAGUGGCCGCUUCUUUAUCUAUAGGCACUGUUUGCUAUGACUCACGCCCACCUGAAGUUUCUUUGCUGAUGGCCUGCGUUGGGUGCAGCUCCUCCAGGGUGUUUUAUCUGUCAGCUUAUAACGAAGACCGAGAUUUAUGGGUCCUAAGAGACUUUUCCUUAAAUGCUCCUCCCCAGGGUUUUAUGCUAAUGGAAUUUGUAUAUUCAGCAUCACCAUCUAUGCUGAUGUGGAACGAGGAAAUGAUCUAUUAUAGCUAUAAAAACAACACAAUUAAUGGAUUUGUUAUAGUAUCUGGGUUAAAUCAGAAGCUAUCGGAAGCAUCUCGAGGGAGCACUAUUCACCAACUGGUUAUUGACUAUUUCGGGAACACUGUGAUAAAGAUGAAAAACAAUAUGAUGUUUUUUUUUAAAAUUGAAAUGAAAGAUGCUGUGGAGCUCCCUGAAUGGGAAAAGGAAAGCAAAAACAUAGUCCUUUACUUGAAUCCAUCUGGUAACCUAUAUAUGCUGUUUAUCAAUGGUUCUAGUAUAUACCGUGAGGACUAUCCCUUGAAAACUGAAAUGUUUAGUUACAUACAUGGUUUUCAAGAUAUUUGCCCAUAUCUAGUAUUUAAGCACAGCAUGAAUUUAAAUGUCUAUUACCUGGACAUGGGAGAUGAAGUGACAUUUUGGGCUCAAAUAGUCUAUAUGGAGAAUCUGGGCUUAUCCACAGAUGUGGAAAUCUACAGGCCUGAAUUGCUGAUGCAGACAACAUAUGUCGAUUAUGAAAUAGCUCGUGGAAUCUGUACUAAAAACCAGACAAUGAAAUUUUACCAUAAAAUGGACUACAGCCUUGAACCUAAUUACACAGAAGCAUUAAUUGCAUCCACAGGUGUUAUGACAGUUGAACUACAACCUAGUAGGUCUGCAAAAAUGUGUGCAACAAACAAUAAGGUAAGUUUUGUAUCUUGA
Molecule: messenger RNA, 2139 nt
Organism: Emys orbicularis (European pond turtle)
Lineage: Eukaryota; Metazoa; Chordata; Testudines; Emydidae
Gene: CATSPERE
Product: catsper channel auxiliary subunit epsilon
Exons: 13
Coding region: 1-2139 (712 amino acids)
Biological process (GO): flagellated sperm motility; sperm capacitation
Cellular component (GO): CatSper complex; sperm principal piece
Source: RefSeq, a predicted model, not a curated record